UCAUAUGUUAAAUUAGUAUUUACAAAGAGGACUCAAUUAAUUGUUACUUGUAUAAUAACGUAAUAAGAAAGUCGUAUUGUUGCUUUGGAACAAUCGUCUUAACAGUUUUUCCUUCAAAGGCAUUAUUUCGAUACUUCAACGAAGAUGGAAGGAUGGAUACACGAAAAUCUAGCCAAAUUCUUAAAUUUUAAUGUUUCCGGAGAAUUAGUGGAUUUAGUAAAAUAUAUUAUGAAAAUACGAGAUGAAAAAGAGCUAGACGAAUACCUAAUGUGUCUACUAGAUCGCAAUGAUGUUAAACACAUGCAAUUUAUUGCAGAAUUAAAAAAACGACAAGUUUCAGCAUGUAACAGUAAUCAGGGAUAUCAAAAAUCAAAGGACACAGACAUUGAACAUGAUUAUAACACAAACACGAAAAUGAAGAAAAGAAACAAGAAACCCAAGAAGGACGAAAUAUAUAAACAGCCUCAAGAAAAUAUUCAUACAGAGAAAGUAGAACACAAGAAAACUAAGUAUACCAAUUUAUUAUCACAAGAAGGCAAAGACAAGACAGCAAUUCUCCUGAAAGGCAGGCACAAAUGUAACUGUGAAGCACAGGAACAUUCUUUGAUUAAUAAUUGCCUCAACUGCGGUAGAAUAGUUUGUACGCAAGAAGGAGCAGGCCCUUGUUUCUUCUGUGGGCAGCUUGUAUGUUCUCCAAAAGACCAGAUAAUCCUUUCUAGCAAUAAGAAAUCAGCUAAUCAAUUACUUCAUAAGUUAAUGAAUCAAAAAUCUGUUAAAAGUACAGAAGAUUCCUUUCAACAAAGAGAUAAACUUCUUGAAUAUGAUCGAAUUGGUACACAGGGUACAAAAGUAAUUGAUGAUGAAUGUGACUACUAUCAGACGAGUAAUAUUUGGUUACCAGCUAAACAACGAGAACAUCUGCAGAAACUUGAAGAAGAAAAAAAUGCAAAAAAAUAUAUGUCCCGUUUGAAUAAAAAAGUCAAUGUAACAUUUGACUUUACAGGUAGACAAGUAGUUGAAGAAAAAUUAGUGAAUGAUUAUGACGAGUUUAAUGAGGAACAGUUUAUAGACAAUCUUGAAUCACUGGGCUUUAAUGAAUGUAAAAGUUCUAAUAUAUGUCCAGAUAUAGAAUUUGAUCGUCCAAUUUAUAUUGAAUCAAACGAGACUAAACCACGUGCGUUGAAAACUACUGUUCCAAUCAAAAUGAAAACUAUUCUUCAAGACAAAGAAUACUUAGAGAUGUCUGAUGCAGGAGUAUGUUUGAGCAUGCAUCAGCCUUAUGCAUCUUUAUUGGUAGCUGGGAUAAAAAUGCAUGAAGGGCGAGUGUGGUACACUUCGCACAGAGGAAGACUGUGGAUCGCUGCAACAUCUAAAUCCCCAACUACGGACGAUAUUUUGACUAUGGAACACUUCUAUCGCUCUUUGAAAGAUGAAAAAAUUCAGUUUCCUCAAAGUUAUCCAACGAGUUGUUUAUUAGGCUGUGUAACGGUAACUGAUGUUCUACCUCAAGAAGAAUAUAGAAACGUUUAUCCAAAUGGAGAAAGUGAUAGCCCAUUCGUAUUUAUUUGUGAAAAUUUUCAUACAUUGCCAAUUCAAUUUCCUAUACAGGGAAAGCAUAAGAUUUAUAAGUUGGACCAAAAAAUACAUCAAGCAGCAGUUAAGAUAUUACAGAAACUGGAAAAGAAUACACGUGAUUAGCAUUUGAUACAUUUUUAGACUUUAUUUUGCUAUAUAAUAUGUCAUCCUAUAAGUAAGUAAUGAAUAUUUAUUGUAAUGUUAAUUGUGAUAUUAAUAUUUUAUA
Molecule: messenger RNA, 1801 nt
Organism: Dufourea novaeangliae
Lineage: Eukaryota; Metazoa; Arthropoda; Insecta; Hymenoptera; Halictidae
Product: activating signal cointegrator 1
Exons: 10
Coding region: 145-1698 (517 amino acids)
Biological process (GO): positive regulation of DNA-templated transcription
Cellular component (GO): nucleus
Molecular function (GO): zinc ion binding; transcription coactivator activity
Source: RefSeq, a predicted model, not a curated record